AUGCCCGGCGGCGGCGAGCAGCAGCAGCAGCAAAACAGGCCGCAGCAGCAACAGCAGCAAAACAGGCCGCAGCAGCAGCAGCGGCAAAACAGGCCGCAGCAGCAGCAGCAGCAGCGAAAGAGGCCGCAGCAGCAGCAGCAGCAGCAAAACAGGCCGCAGCAGCAGCGAAACGGGCCGCAGCAGCAGCAGGUGCAGAAAAACAGACCGCAGCAGCAGCAGCAGCAGAACAGGCCGCCGCAGCAGCAGCAGCAAAACAGGCCGCAGCAGCAGCAGCAGCACACUCGCCUUCUUUGUCUUCUUUGCCCAGGACAAUCUGCCUCUUGGGCGGCUGCACAGCAGCUGUCUGUACACCCCACGGGCCCUCCAACCCCACUUCAUAUUCCGUCCCUCCCCGAAGUCCCCGCAGCGCAAAACGGCCCCAGACGUCUACUCCACUCGUCUCCCGAUCCCCACUGGAGCUUGCUGCCUGCACCGCAGCAGCAGCAGCAGCAGCAGCAGCAGCGGGCAGUGGAGAGGGUGCUGGCGUACUUGAGGGCGGAGAGCCGGGAGCUAGUGACUGGGCCUGUGUGUGGCGGCGUGGCUGCUGAUGCUGCUGUUACUGCUGCUGCUGCUGCUGCUGCUGCGUCUUACGUAGACUGUGACGGCUUGGUGUGCGUCCUGCGCGCCCCCCACAAUGCGGACAGUGCCUGUACAGUCGAAAGCUGUUUUCGUGGCUUUCAGGUGUACGUAGAGCUCCUGGCCCUCAGCCACUUCCAAGUCCAUUUGGGGAGGAGAAAAGGCGUGGCUGCGGAGUGCAGCACGGAGUGUGUAGACACCUGGAGGCAGCAGCGGGAAGGUGGCGGUCCCGCUGGCGCUGCUGCGGCGGCGCUGCCGCUGAACCGCGCCGCUGCUGCUGCUGCUGCUGCUGCUGCUGCUUGUCGGCUCUUUCUCUGUCAGAGUCACCACGGCGCCCCCUAG
Molecule: messenger RNA, 957 nt
Organism: Eimeria tenella
Lineage: Eukaryota; Apicomplexa; Conoidasida; Eucoccidiorida; Eimeriidae
Exons: 1
Coding region: 1-957 (318 amino acids)
Source: RefSeq, a predicted model, not a curated record